Trypanosoma grayi is the source of this 738-nucleotide messenger RNA. Its product is annotated as phosphomannomutase. The record is from RefSeq and is a predicted model, not a curated record. Gene Ontology annotation, molecular function: phosphomannomutase activity. Bases 1 to 738 code for a protein of 245 amino acids. Gene Ontology annotation, cellular component: cytosol. Gene Ontology annotation, biological process: protein N-linked glycosylation; mannose metabolic process; GDP-mannose biosynthetic process. The transcript has a single exon. Lineage: Eukaryota; Euglenozoa; Kinetoplastea; Trypanosomatida; Trypanosomatidae.
AUGAAAAAUGUUUUAUUGCUUUUUGACGUCGAUGGGACCCUUACACCCCCAAGGCGCCCCCAGACGGAAGAGGUGAAGGAUAUUAUUCGCCGCGCCAGGAAGGCUGGCUUUUCGGUGGGUACAGUUGGCGGAUCAGAUUUCGCCAAGCAAGUUGAACAGCUUGGAGAGGAUAUUCUCCAGCAGUUCGACUAUGUUUUCAGUGAAAAUGGGCUUCUUGCGUAUAAGAAUGGAGCCGAAAUUCAUCGUCAAAGCCUUCUUGAUGCUCUUGGUAAUGAGCGCAUAGUAAAAUUUGUGAAAAAAGCACUUCGCCUAAUUGCAGAUAUUGAUAUCCCUGUUCAAAGGGGUACCUUCAUCGAGUACCGCAAUGGAAUGAUUAACGUCUCUCCUAUCGGUCGCAACUGCUCACAGUCGGAACGGGAUGCGUUUGAACAAUACGAUAAGGAACACCACAUACGGGCGAAGCUCAUUGAAGAGCUUCGCAGUGCAUUUCCUGAUUACGGGUUAAAGUACUCUAUCGGUGGUCAAAUCAGUUUUGAUGUGUUUCCGGAUGGAUGGGACAAGACGUACUGUCUUCGCUUUGUUGAAAAGGAAUUUGAUGAGAUUCACUUUUUCGGUGACAAAACUCACGAAGGAGGCAACGAUUACGAAAUAUUUACUGACGAAAGAACUAUCGGUCACAGUGUACAAUCAUACAAGGGGACCAUUGUUGAGGUGGAAAAACUGAUUUCUUCCAAGUAG